Messenger RNA from Nymphalis io (European peacock), 2129 nucleotides. RefSeq lists its product as uncharacterized. The transcript is spliced from 6 exons. The record is from RefSeq and is a predicted model, not a curated record. Lineage: Eukaryota; Metazoa; Arthropoda; Insecta; Lepidoptera; Nymphalidae. Bases 157 to 1359 code for a protein of 400 amino acids.
GUUGGCGCACGCUUGCUCGCGGAUAGACAUCGGUUAUCGCUCUAUUAGGAAUUGACGAUAUUUUUAAUAUUAAUCAUAAAGUGAUAUACGUUUAAUCAAUUGAUGUAAAAAAAAGUAAUUAAUAAAAAUAAGCUUAUCAUCAAUUAAUUAGACAUAAUGGUGUCUUCCGUGAAUUUAUUCGUAGUCGGUAUUAUAUUGCAAAUUACGUUUGUGUCCCCGAUUGCUGAAAUUGAGGCGGAUGAUGAAGUGCUGCACUUGAUAGGCGAGCCAGAUUUCCGUGAUGUGCGACUACGAUGGGAGUACGGAAAGAGUGAUGAGGAGGAUCCGAAGAAGGUUUUGGCAUUCCAAAUACAUUACUGCGAAUUGCAAGCCUGGGGACAAUAUAGAUGUAGAACCAAGGUUGUAGACAAUUUCGAAGACGAAAGAUCUGCAAGGAUGAUGUUAGAAACAACAACAAGUAAGGUACCCGUCGGAAAGCGUGGUCGGACAUACACGACAUAUAUUACAGGAUUACGAAUGGCUACCACGUAUUCGUUCGAGGUUCGACCGGUUAGAAGAGAUGCUAGAGAUCUCGCUGAUCCACACUCUAUUGGAUCGAAGAUUAUAAUUGUACCCACUAAAGGAUUCUCAGCACGCGCUACACAAUGCCUGCCCCACGCGAGUGAAGUUGAAGUAUCAACAGGUCCAUACUUCGGUGGCCGCAUUGCCGUGGAAGCGGCAGAUGGGGGCCCAGAACGAUGUUCUAUUCAAGGAAACCCCAAUAGUGCCCAAGACGCCUAUACACUGCGGAUUCAUCAUGAAGAAUGCGGUUCCGAGGUCAAUGAUACUACGGUCGCCACUUACGUUAUCGUUCAAGAAAACCUGCCAAUACUCACCCACAGUACCCGUCGGUUUUUAGUUCUAUGUACUUAUAAACCGGAGACGUUAACGGUGCGAGCUGGUAUUAAUUUACCAAAGGCAAAUCCUGGAGAUGUUCUGGUGGAAACAAAACCUCACGGGGUUGUGGAGCCAUAUGAUGAGCAGGAAUUAAAUGAUAAUAGUUUACAACCGGCCCGGCUUGAAGCUUCAAAGGAGGAAUCGCAACAAAGUGUGUUUGGAGAGAUCACUUUAGUAAUGUUCCUGGUGGUAGCAGCGUUCGGCGGUGUUGCUUUCUUAGUCUGGAAGAUGGUGCCUCGAGCUGAUAAAGUGAACAGCGAUAAUAUGUCUGUAUCAACUGUGUCUUCUCUUUCUCGUACAGGAAUUUUCAGUAGGGGCAAUAUAGAUAGAUUUAAUAGAAGUUCUAUUUACUCAAUAACAUUAUCAGAAAAGGAUGAAACUGUUAAAAAACCUAGUGACGGUGAUGACACUUCAGAGGCAUAAUCUUUAAAAAUUCGUUACGAGUGCUAUUUGGGCUGUUUUACUAUAGACGUUAGCCUGUUUUAAUCCGGAGCUGAAACAAACAACAUUGUGACAUAUUGUGGUGUGCUUUGUCUUGUGUUAAAAAUGCAAACAUUUUCGUUCUCUCUCUGCUUGAAAUUACUGAUCAUGUAACUUUAGCAGCAACUUAUUUAGUAAUGUUUCUUCCGGCUAAACUAUGGAAGAGUAAUAGUUGAUGGUAAAGAAAAUCAUUGUGUUGCCAUGUCGCAUAAUUCAUGCUACGAUGGCUUCUGCCACAUUUCUGCUUGUUGUUGCACCGGUGUAAACUUGCAGGCUAUAGAUGCAACUCUACAUUAUACCAAUUAUUCACUACGCGAUCGACUUUAGAAAUUUAUAAUUGUGAAGUGAACUAAAAAAACACGAGGAUAUUUUACAGCAAUAAAAUAGUAAAUCGGGAGACAUAAUAUCAUCGGCUUUGGUAAAUGAUGCGUAUAAGUUAAUUUACUUAAGUUAGCAUUUUAAGUAAAAAUAGACUGUAUUAUUUAAGUUGCACAUGUGAUUAUUAAGUUAGAUAUAUACUGCUUAGAUCUGUUCUAAGACGAUCUUGUAAAUAAUUUAAAUACAGAAUCACUAUAUCACAUUAGCGGAUGUUAUACAUCUGGCCAGUAUUAAGACAAUCACUUAAACACUAUGAUUGCCAUAAGAUAGAACACAAACUAAUGUAAUAAUGCGAUUAAAUGUAAGACACGAAGUGAGUAUUAAUAAAAGACAUA